CGAGCACUGAAACGCAGUCGUCGACUCUCCACUGCACACCCCACCUCGCAGCACGUCGUCAGCUAGACCCCGCAGAAACACACACACGAUUCGACAGCAUGGACUACUACGAGAUUCUCGGUAUCGUCCGGGGGGCGACCGACCAAGACAUUAAAAAGGCGUACCGCAAACUCGCGAUGAAAUGGCACCCGGACAAGAACAAAUCAAACCGUGACGAAGCCCAAGCCAAGUUCCACGAGAUCUCGGAAGCGUACGACGUGCUGAGCGAUCCGGCGAAAAGGGCGACCUUUGACCAGUACGGGUACGAAGGGCUGCACAAUGGCGUGCCCAACGCCGAUGGCGACGUCCGGGAAGGGUACCAGUUUCAGGACCGGCAGGGCGAGGAGAUUUUCAACAAAUUCUUCGGCACGAACAACCCGUUUAGCGACUUUGGUUUUGGGGAUACGUUGCCGUUUGCGGGGGCGCUCAAGAAGAAGGGGCUGGAGAAGAACCCGCCGAUUGAAAAGACGGUCGAGUGCACGCUCGAGGAGCUGUUUGUCGGGGGCGUGACCAAGAAGAUCACGAUCGUGCGCACGCGGUUCAUGGGGAACAACGACCUCGUGGAUGACACCAAGGUGUUUGCAGUCAAAGUGCAGCGCGGGUGGUCCGCGGGCACCAAGGUCACGUUCGAGAAUGAAGGGGCCGAAACCAAGGAGCUGCGGGCAGGCGACGUCGUGUUUACGAUCGUCGAAGCCAAGCACGCCACGUACACCCGCGUGAAGAACGACUUGGUGUACUUGGCCAAGGUGAAGCUGGCAGACGCGCUUGCCGACUGCACGGUGGACGUGCCGACGCUGGACGGGCGCAAGCUGGCCAUUUCGUGCAACGAAGUGCUCAGUCCAACGUCAGAAAAGGUAAUCCAAGGCGAAGGCAUGCCCGUGGUAGCGGAGGGGCCACAAGACAGUGGCGAAGGUGUGCGAGGCAACCUGAUCCUCAAGUUUCACAUCGUCUUUCCAAAGUACCUGACCUCGUUACAAAAGACAGCCCUCGUGAAAAUCCUCGGCCAAUGAAAACUCCAGCUUAUGCCAUAAACAAUCUAUGUAUUGCGUACUACACGAAUCCAACCAACAAUGUGCAA
Messenger RNA from Aphanomyces astaci, 1117 nucleotides. RefSeq lists its product as hypothetical. Gene Ontology annotation, molecular function: protein-folding chaperone binding. Gene Ontology annotation, cellular component: cytosol. Bases 99 to 1049 code for a protein of 316 amino acids. The transcript has a single exon. NCBI's taxonomy places the organism in Eukaryota, Oomycota, Saprolegniomycetes, Saprolegniales, Verrucalvaceae. The record is from RefSeq and is a predicted model, not a curated record.